Daphnia magna is the source of this 1056-nucleotide messenger RNA. RefSeq lists its product as uncharacterized. Bases 1 to 888 code for a protein of 295 amino acids. Lineage: Eukaryota; Metazoa; Arthropoda; Branchiopoda; Diplostraca; Daphniidae. The record is from RefSeq and is a predicted model, not a curated record. The transcript has 6 exons. Gene Ontology annotation, cellular component: membrane. Gene Ontology annotation, molecular function: ligand-gated monoatomic ion channel activity.
AUGACAAAACGAAGACACAACAAAGACGAUGUUGCCAUGCUGAAAAACGGUGCACCGGUCGAUGUUUCAUGUAUUCAUAAUCUUAGACUGGGCGCUAAAGCUCCCAAUUUGAGUUACUGGUUUAUUUUCUAUUUUGGCUUGUGGACAUCCCAAGGUGUUACUCCGAGAGGUUCCUCAACACCAUUUCGAAUAGUUUGCUGCGCUUCUUUGUUUGGGAUUUACAUAGCCGUCAAUUACUUUACGGCGACGUACACUUCGUUUCUGUCGACACCUGUUUUCAAAACAGCUGUCAACUCUGUUGAAGAUUUAGCCAAUAGCGCCACAGUUAAAACUCUUCUUAACAAAGGAUCGAGCACGGAAGAGCUCAUUAUGUCAUCAUCGGAUCCCGCUCUAAGGAAACUUGUCUCUCAAAUGCGACGCUAUCCUGAAAGACGAAUUGUCAACACGUUGACCGUCCACGAUAUAUCUAACAUCAUACAGGAAAAUACUGCACUGAUUAUGGCCGAGUCCAAUGCAGUAUCUCUUAUUGAAACUAGCUAUAAAAUCAACCACAAAUGUCUCGUAACUCUGGCCGAGAAAACCUUCCUCAGUCGUCCUCAAGGCUUCACCUGUCCGAAGAACAGUCCGAUAGCAAAAUCAAUCGAUUACGAUCUGCUGCUGAUGCAACAGGCUGGAUUGAUUCAAUACGCUGAGCGAACUGCCAAAUCCGAGAAUCGCUGCCGCGUCUCCGAUUUGGCCAACGCCCAUGCUCAUAAAAUUGCUCCUCUUGGACAAAAGGAAAUGAGUGGAUCUUUUGUCAUCUUGGGUUUGGGCGUGGCUUUAAGUUUCUUUACUUUUCUUGUCGAAUUAAUUGUCGCAAAAAUGAAGAAAGCAUUCGGACGCAAAUAACGCCCACUUUCUUACCUAAUUGUCCAUUACUAUCGACGCACAACACUUGGUUACCAAAUAUUUCUUGAAUUUAUUACGGUAUUACAUUAAGCUUCGACGGCAUAAUAUUACAAGCGCAAACAUUUAGUUCUAUCUACUCUAGAAAUACAAACGAAUUAUAAAAUUAAA